GUGCAUGUCAAAUGAUCAACCUUUUAACGUCACUGUCGUCAAAAAGCACAAACUCAAAAUUUUAGUAUAAAAAUGAUAAUACCUCUAUUUUCAUCGAUCAGACCAAUGUUAGUGAAACAGUCGAGAUGCUUUACAAAAACGUUCGAGAAAUUAUUAAGAACGUUUGCCACAGCAGGUGACGGCAAACCAACUGGAAAUUUCCAACAAUGCACCAUCACAGAGAAUAUGGUGGAUCCUUGUAAGCCUGAGCCACGGGUUGUGAUCAUAGGAGCUGGAAUAGCUGGAUUGAGCGUAGCUCAAAGAUUAGCGCAAUGCGGUUUGAGCAAAUUUGUGGUUUUGGAAGCAACUGAUAGGCCAGGCGGCAGAAUCCAUUCCUGCUGGUUAGGGGAUGUUGUAGCUGAAAUGGGUUGUCAGUUUAUUCACGGCGCCUGCAUAGGCAACCCGGUAUACACCCUAGCUGCUCAGGAAGGUCUUUUGAAAAGUCCAUUGAAGAGAAUCACCUAUUCAGAUGGUGUAUAUUGCACAAGCGAUGGAAGAUGCGUGGACAAUUCGGUAGCCCUGCUAGGACAGCACGUGUUCAAACAAAUCUUAUCUGAAGCUUCCAAUCUAUUUACAAUGGGAUGUGGAAAAGAGCACGGAAACCUUUAUAAUUUCUUAACUCUAAGAAUUCAACAGGAGUUACAGUUAUUCCCCGAAGAACAGAGAUAUGACUUGGCUCGUGUCAUGUAUGGAAAAACAAACCAAAUUAGAUAUAUUACUGGAGAGGAUUUAACUAAAGUCAGUGCCGAUAAUUUCGGUAGCUACAUUAAUAUUCCAGGGGGUAGUAUUCAGAUUCCAGUUGGAUUUGUCGGUGUUCUAUCACCCUUAUUAAAAGAACUCCCCGAAUGCGCUGUCAAGUUCGGUAAACCAGUUGGUCUAAUCAGAUGGGGAGCUGUCCAAAGCAGAAAAAAAGGUCCUAGAGCUAUCGUUCAAUGCUGUGAUGGUGAGGAAUACUGUGCCGACUACGUAGUGGUCACCGUUUCUUUGGGCGUGUUGAAGGAACACGCUGAAAAAAUGUUUUGUCCAGCUUUGCCUACUAAUAAAAUGGAAGCUAUUUCCGCACUAGGCUAUGGGAAUGUAGAUAAGAUAUAUUUGGAUUACGAUAGGCCGUUUUGGGUUUGGUCGGAAGGCGGUAUUAAGUUUGCUUGGUCUCCAGAUGAAUUGGCUCAAAGAUCAGAUUGGACUAAAGGUUUAGUAUCUGUAGAAGAAGUAGAAGGCAGCAAGCAUGUAUUGUGUGCUUUUAUUUCGGGUCCAGAAGCUGUUAUAAUGGAACAAGCAUCCGAUGAACAGGUAGCGGAAGGUAUAACAAAACUUCUACGACAAUUUACUGGAGACGCUUCUCUGCCGUAUCCAUCGACUAUCCUUCGAUCCAAGUGGGCUUCGGAUCCAUAUUUUUGCGGAUCUUAUUCGUACAUGAAUAUCAACUCAAAUGUGGGACAUCAAUGCGAUCUCAGCUGUCCUGUCCCGGGAUCAUGUGAUCCUGUUCCUCCGAUCCUUUUGUUUGCUGGUGAAGCAACAUGUGCAGGUCAUCACUCUACUGUCCACGGUGCCAGACUGAGUGGUAUACGUGAAGCCGAAAGAAUAGUCCAACUAACCAGAAAAUUCGGUGGACCUCCACCUCAACUAUAAUGGUCGAAGGAAUAUUAAAACCCUGUAAUGAAUUCUGCAGAUAAUAAUUAUAUAUUUUUGUAUUUUUUUAAGAUUUAACAAUUAAUACUUUUUUGACACAUGUAAUAUACAUUUAUUGUUUA
Messenger RNA from Sitophilus oryzae (rice weevil), 1790 nucleotides. RefSeq names its product spermine oxidase. The record is from RefSeq and is a predicted model, not a curated record. Gene Ontology annotation, molecular function: polyamine oxidase activity. The coding region runs from base 73 to 1668 and encodes 531 amino acids. NCBI's taxonomy places the organism in Eukaryota, Metazoa, Arthropoda, Insecta, Coleoptera, Curculionidae. The transcript is spliced from 10 exons.